Cucumis sativus (cucumber) is the source of this 1546-nucleotide messenger RNA. RefSeq names its product cell wall / vacuolar inhibitor of fructosidase 2. NCBI's taxonomy places the organism in Eukaryota, Viridiplantae, Streptophyta, Magnoliopsida, Cucurbitales, Cucurbitaceae. Bases 639 to 1208 code for a protein of 189 amino acids. The record is from RefSeq and is a predicted model, not a curated record. The transcript has a single exon. Gene Ontology annotation, biological process: negative regulation of catalytic activity. Gene Ontology annotation, molecular function: enzyme inhibitor activity.
UUCAUCAUUCCUCCUCACAUUCUCUUCACAGUUCUUUCUUAAUUAUUCCUUCUCUCUCUCUCUCUCUCUUUUCCCUCAAUCUCUCCAAUUUAUCCAAUCUCGAGAUCACUCUCAUAAGCCUUAGCCUUGCAGAGAUAGUUGUUUUUUUUCUUAAUACAGAUCAGUGAUAUAUAUCUUCUUCAUUCUCUUCCCUAACAAGAACUCUCAUAUCUUCCUUUUCGUAACCCUAUCUACCAUUUGGAAAACACCAAAGAAAUUAAACCUUCUCUUUUUCAUCUCUCUCACUCAAAAAGAAGUAAUUUGAGGUAUUUUUUUUCAUCAUUUUUCUCUUAUUUUGUCCUAUGAACAUUGUGAGAUUUUUCUUUAGAAUGUUAUAAGUGUCAUAUCUUCUUCCAUUGUCCCUCUCUAUAUCUCUCUCUUAACACCCAAAAAGAGAACUUGAGAGAGUGCCUUAUUCAUUAUCCUCUCUCUCUCUCUCUCUCUCUUUCCCACAUUCAGAAAAAGGAUAGACUCUCAUAUGGAUAUAUGAAGAUCUUGCUUUUCUCCAAUCUCUCUACCAUUUAAAACAACCAAAAAGAAAAAAACCAUCUCCUUCAUCUCUCUCUCCAAAAAGAAGUAAUCUUUGAGGAAAAUCUCCAAUGGGUAUGAAGAAUUUCUCUAUUUCUCUCAUUUUCUUUGCAAUCCCAUUAAUCUUUUUCCACAAAAAUAAUGGAGUUUCAUUAGCAUCAGCUGACCAAACCCUAAUCCAAAAAACAUGCACAAACACUCUUUACUACAAACUUUGCAUGUCAUCCCUUAAAUCCGACCCCGCCAGCCUCACCGCCGACACCAAAGGCCUUGCCGUCAUCAUGGCUUCCAUCGGUGCUGCUAACGCCACCGCCACCGCCAGCUACCUCUCGUCUCAGCUCCCUACAUCCUCCUCCGGUGCCGGUGCCAACAACAACAAAACAAAAUUGCUGAGACAAUGCUCCGAGAAAUACGCAUUUGCAGCUGAAGCACUUAGAGAAUCUUUGAAAGAUUUGGGUGAUGAGACUUUUGACUAUGCUUAUAUGCAUGUUUCUGCGGCGGCGGAUUAUGCCAAUGUUUGCCGUGAUGCCUUUAAAGGGUUCCCAGCGGUGAGUUAUCCGACGAAGCUUGGCCGGAGAGAAGAAGGGUUGAAGCGUAUUUGCAGAGUGGUUUUGGGGAUUUUGGAUCUUCUUGGCUGGUGAUUUUCAUCAAUCAUUAUGUUCUCUCUCUAAUCAUAUUUUUGUUUUUCUUUUUUUUUUUACUUUUACUUUUUGCUUUUACUUUUUUUUGGGUAAUAAACUUGUUUGUCUUUUUAGGUGAAACGUUGAUGAUGCUUUUCUUUAAGGGAUUUAAUGACUCCUUUAUUUGUUAAAAUAAUUUAUUUCUUCUACAGUAAGAUCUCAUGUGUUUGAAUUAGGUUUAGUAAUGACACUUUUGAUGUUGUAAACUUAUAGAGGAUUUUAUAUUUUUGUCAUUCUUUUUUUAAGUUUUGAGUUAUGAUGGAUAAUAUAUAAUAGGUCGAAUCAAAACCUCUUAUCUA